AUGGAGCUCGAGGGCGCGCGAAGUCUCGACGCCUUCAUGCGGUCACAUCGGCAUGACGCGGAGACGUCGCGACAGACUUCAGCUCUGAUCCUCUACCGCCUGAACGCGAAGCUGGAGGAGGAGAGGAAGAAGAGCGCGGAGAGAGCGAGGGAGGUGGAGGAGCUUCAGAAGGAGGUUGGGGAGCGGAGGCAGCAGGAGACGCUGCUGCGAGCCGAGCGAGAUAUCGAGCGCAUGCUGGUAGCCAAGGCGAGGAUGCUCAUCACAGAGGCAGACGUGUCGCGAGCGCUGGCGCUGGCAGACUACGAGCAGGAGGUGAGGACGAGGGAGCGACUAGCAGUGAAGCUACACGAGACUGAAGCGAAGCUCUCCUCCGAGCAAGAGAUGUUCCGCCACUUCCUCCUCCUGCUGGAGGCGGAAAAGCUCAAGACAAAGGAGCUGAACAGACGAGUGGAGGGGCUGGAGGAAGCGAAGAUGGCGGCGAUGGAGGAGGCAGCGAGGCAGAAGCGAACGAUCAGCGAGCUGCAGAGGUCGGGGGAGAAGCAGAAGAGACUGUUCUCAGCGGAGCGAAGAAGCCUCAACAAGAAGAUAUUGAACAUUCAGUUGGCAGGAGCAGCAGCCUCUUCUCCCUCCUCCUCCUCGCCUCCUCGUCUCAAACCAGCCAAACGGUCACUCCCUGAACAAACUUCUGCUUCCAUCCCCUCGUCUCCCGCGUCUGAUCUGAAGGCGAGCGGAAACGAAGAGGCGGGGGAGGAAGAGAGGGAGAGGAGAGAAGAGGAGGAGGAGGAGACGAAACAGGUCAGAGAGAGUCUGUCUCCGCACGAAGACGAUGCGCAGGAGGUUGAGCGAACGUACGAGCAGCUGAAAGCGCUUGAGGACUUGUACCGGGAUCUGCAGGAACGAAACAUGCGGGUGGAGGUCGAGUUGGAGCAGGCGAAGGAGGAGGGGAGGAGGAGGGAAGGUGCUCUGGGUGCAGAGUUAGAAGAGAUCAGAAUCAGGGAACAAGAAGUCUCGAAGAAGCUGGAGGAGAGCGAGAGGAGAGCAGGAGAGCAGGAGGAGGCGCUUGUGAGCGUAAACGAAUCUCUCAGAGGGGAGCAGGAGAAGGUUGAGAGGCUCUCGAGUUCUCUGUCGUCCGUGGAGGAGCAGCUCGAGCAGGCCAAGCAAGAGCUGAGCGCUGCUGGACAGCAGCUGGAGGAUCUGAGCAUGCGAGCGACGGAGCUGAGCUUGCAGGCGAGCAUGUUGAGCAAGAGCCUCAAGGAGACGGAGGGGAAGAGGGCGGAGGCGGAGGCUUCGCUGCAUGCCGCACAAGAGGACAACAAGAUGCUCAAGAAGCAGGUGGGGUGGCAGCAGGAAGAGGCGCGAGAAGCCGAGGAAAGGAUCAGUAAGUUGGAGACAGAGAUACGCAUGAAAGAAAUCCUCAUCAAGUCGCUUGAGAUUGGCGAGAGGACCGAGCUUGAGGUGCUGGUACUCGGAGAACUCAAUGAGAUACAGGUGACGAUGGAGCGGAAGGAUCUUCCAAGUGUCGCUUGCUGUGUGUUGAUUUCAUGGGUGUUUCGCGAAGUCCCCGAUCUGCUGGUGUACGAGAGCCAAUGUCGAGUAGCACGACGCGAUGGACGUAUGGAUUGGCCCACACGUCUGGUGCAGCACGUAGAGCGCCUCGUGCAGUGCCUCCAGCGCGCGGUGCAGGUUUCCAAUCCGCUGGAACUUCUUCCCUGCUGA
Molecule: messenger RNA, 1716 nt
Organism: Guillardia theta CCMP2712
Lineage: Eukaryota; Cryptophyceae; Pyrenomonadales; Geminigeraceae
Exons: 3
Coding region: 1-1716 (571 amino acids)
Source: RefSeq, a predicted model, not a curated record